UAAAGACAAUGGGGCUAACGUAGUCACUUGGAAAUCAGCAUGUUAAAUUGUCUCUGUGGAAGUUAAGGUGCCAGGAAUGAUCAGUAGGAAUAGUGGUGGAUCCAGGUGGUGAAAUCAGUGAAUCAACGGAGUGACCAGGAAGGUGACAGCAAUGAGAGCGCUAUCAGUAGGAACAUCCGAGCACUUUUUUUUUUUUUUUUUUUUUGAGACGAAGUCUAGCUCUGUUGCCCAGGCUGGAGUGCAGUGGUGCAAUCUCGGCUCACUGCAACCUCCGCCUCCCAGGUUCAAGCGAUUCUUCUGCCUCAGCCUCCUCAGUAACUGGGAUUACAGGCAUGCGCUACCACACCUGGCUUUUUGUAUUUUUUUUUAGUAGAGACUGGGUUUCACCAUGUUGGGCGGGCUGAUCUCAAACUCCUGACCUCGUUAUCCGCCCGCCUAAGCCUCCCAAAGUGCUGGGAUUACAGGCGUGAGCCACCAUGCCCGGCCCCAAGGACAGCUCUUUAAGGAAGAGAAAGAGGUUUGGGUAGAUACGAACAUCAGUAACCCAAGAAGAUUAGUAUGGAAGGAGCCAACCACAUACCGGCUUUUGGAGUUACGGUGCCUAAGGAUGAUCUAAAAGAUUUUCCCCAACAGCUUGCCCCAUGCUAAGCAGUCUUGCAGCUGUGCUGGUAUUGGGGGUGCUGAGUAAACCAGGGGAUGAGGGACUGGAGAGGCUUCAAAUGAAGCUUGCGUGGCCACACUGCAGGUGUGCUGGUUUUAAGGGAACACGAUGAGCCUGCUUUUGAGUAUGUUGUUCCCUUUUUUCACUUGUCUUAGGUUUGAACUUAAUUAUUAACAUGCUUAUUUUGCAUCUUCAUAAAUAUGUUGAAAUUUGAGGGGAACUCAUAAACAUUUGCACCUAUUUAUAAGACUUUUUCUCAACUGAUUAGUCUCACAAAUAUCAACUUUGUUCUGCCAAAUAGGUGAGCAUUUUCAGUCAUUUGUGAUCUUUCACAAAAUGAAAACUGCUGGAAAGUAAAUAUUUUCCUUCCCACUUCCAAGGUAAUCCGGUGGGAUGGUGAGGAAGAGAGAAGUUGCCAUGUUACCAGAUAGUGGAAAAUAUUUUGUUGAAUAAUAUACAGAACUAAGUCUGGUACCAUGUCAUCUCAUAUAGGAAUGGAUGCUGAAAUGAGACAGACUAUUUCUAUGAAACUGUCAUAAUGAUACUCUCUGAAAAGCCUCCCACGCUUCCUUUUUUCCAAUAAAAAAUAAGCAGUAUUUGAGUACUGAAACCUUUAUUCCCAUUUUACUGGAAACAAAGAACAUGAACAAUUUACUAGUCAGAAAAAAAGUGUUUUAUAACCCGAAACAAAUAUUUGCCAAGAGCUGUAAAUUGCUUAAAUCGCUUAAACUGGAGAUUUCAGUGAGAUUUUUAGCAGUAGAUUACUAAGCUCCUUAGUUAUAGAACAUUCAAGGCAUAGGAAAGUGUUUUUCCUACAAAGCAUAACUGAAAUGUAGUUUAACUAAUGGUUUACAAUUCAGUCAAAUACCAAAGCUGCAAACCAUUUAGGGAGUCAUCAAUUACAUAUUUUGUACACUUUCAAAAAGCUUACAGCUGAGAUGGGUUGUUUAUUUUCAAAGCAUGACUGCUUUAAAAUGAUCACAUUCAUUAGCCUGCCACCUAGGAAGCAUUAAGCAUUUACUUGCAGAAUGAACAAACGAGCACGUUGUCUUGUGUUAUGAAGUAUAUAAUAUAGUUCGUUUUAGUUUCUUCAUUCGCAGACUAUCAGGCUCAUUUCACGUGACUGCUUGCACUUAAAACUGAGUUAUCACGGAGUAGGAACUCUCCAACAACGUCGUCAUAGACCAAGAGAUGCCCAUGAACAGCCAUGAAAGUGCCAGUCAGGGAAGUAUUCAGUGCUUUGUUGUAGAGUUGUUGGAUAGAGGCACAGGAUCAUUUCAUGUUGUUGAGGAGAAAGGAGCAACAGCCUCCUCCCACCUUAUUAAAAAUAGAGAUUUAAAAAAAUCUCUAAUUUCCUCGAAGUACAGAAUCUCAAGAGGUAGCUCUAAGGAGAAUCCCUCCGGGUUUUGAGCGCGUUCCUCUUCCAGGGGGGCCUAUUCUUGGACUGCUUUCCUUAAUAGAGAAAUCUCUCUGAGCCAAAAUCGGCCUCCCCCAACUCCAUCCUGUCGGCCCCACUUUUCUGCUCCGGAGACUUCCAGGCCAGUCCCCACUCCUCCUUCAGCCAGUCGGGCCCCGCACCCGCGCCCGACAGGGCCAGCCCUCUCCUCCUCCUGUGUGGCGCAGCACAGGCCCUGAGCGCGCGACCCCAGGCCCUGGGCGCCCCGCCGCAUGCUCGCGGCUGGAAGCCCCAGUUUGCGUGGCCCUUUGGGUUAUUCCGCUAAAGAGCCGCCGCGUCGCCCCAUCUCGGCGCGAAUCUGAAAGCGUUUUCGGGGGAGAAGAUGUUGGGGGCACUGGUGAGUACACUGCACAAGUGACAAAAUGUUUUCAGCUCCUGGAGGCGAAGAGUGGAGAGUCGCUCUGUGUCCGUGAGGCCGGGCGGCGACCUCGCUCAGUCGGCUUCUCGGUCCGAGUCCCCGGAUACGAGGAAAGACCACAGGGGGCUUCUCACGGAAAAGCGGGCCCCGGACACUGCGCGGGCUGGCUGGGGCGGGCGGAUGACGAGGCGCAGGGGCAUGGGUGGGUCUGCGAGGCGGCGGGUCCGGGCGUCUCAGGCUCUGGGGCUCCCUCGCUGGCGGCGGCGCAGGGAUGGCGCGCCCGGAGGUCUGGAUGCUGGUAGCCGGCUUCCUGCUGGCGCUGCCGCCGGGCUGGGCCGCGGGCGCCCCGAGGGCGGGCAGGCGCCCGGCGCGGCCGCGGGGCUGCGCGGACCGGCCGGAGGAGCUACUGGAGCAGCUGUACGGGCGCCUGGCGGCCGGCGUGCUCAGCGCCUUCCACCACACGCUGCAGCUGGGGCCGCGUGAGCAGGCGCGCAACGCGAGCUGCCCGGCAGGGGGCAGGCCCGCCGACCGCCGCUUCCGGCCGCCCACCAACCUGCGCAGCGUGUCGCCCUGGGCCUACAGAAUCUCCUACGACCCGGCGAGGUACCCCAGGUACCUGCCUGAAGCCUACUGCCUGUGCCGGGGCUGCCUGACCGGGCUGUUCGGCGAGGAGGACGUGCGCUUCCGCAGCGCCCCUGUCUACAUGCCCACCGUCGUCCUGCGCCGCACCCCUGCCUGCGCCGGCGGCCGUUCCGUCUACACCGAGGCCUACGUCACCAUCCCCGUGGGCUGCACCUGCGUCCCCGAGCCGGAGAAGGACGCAGACAGCAUCAACUCCAGCAUCGACAAACAGGGCGCCAAGCUCCUGCUGGGCCCCAACGACGCGCCCGCUGGCCCCUGAGGCCGGUCCUGCCCCGGGAGGUCUCCCCGGCCCGCGUCCCGAGGCGCCUAAGCUGGAGCCGCCUGGAGGGCUCGGUCGGCGACCUCUGAAGAGAGCGCACCGAGCAAACUAACUGCCGGAGCACCAGCGCCGCCUUUCCAUGGAGACUCGUAAGCAGCUUCAUCUGACACGGGCAUCCCUGGCUUGCUUUUAGCUACAAGCAAGCAGCGUGGCUGGAAGCCGAUGGGAAACGACCCGGCACGGGCAUCGUGUGUGCGGCCCGCAUGGAGGGUUCGGAAAAGUUCACGGAGGCUCCCGGAGAUCGGCUGCUGCGGGUGCAGGGCGUGACUCACCGCUGGGUGCUUGCCAAAGAGAUAGGGACGCAUAUGCUUUUUAAAGCAAUCUAAAAAUAAUAAUAAGUAGAGCGACUAUAUACCUACUUUUAAAAUCAACUUUUGAAUAGAGGCAGAGCUAUUUUAUAUUAUCAAAUUAGAGCUACUCUAUUAACAUUUCUUAACAUAUAAACAUUGUUUUUUACUUCUUCUGGUAGGAUUUUUUUAAAGCAUGAUUGGAAUCCUUGGAUAAAUUUUUUAGCUGGCACACUCUGGCCUGGGUCUCUGAAUUCAGCCUGUCACCGAUGGCUGACUGAUGAAAUGGACUCGUCUGAUCUGACCCACUCUUCCUUCCACUGAAGGUCUUCAUGGGCCUCCAGGUGGACCAAAGGGAUGCACAGGCGGCUCGCAUGCCCCAGGGCCAGCUACGAGUUCCAAAGAUCUCAGAUUUGGUUUUAGUCAUGAGUACAUAAACAGUCUCAAACUCGUACAAUUUUUUUGUCCCCUUUUGAAAGCCACUGGGGCCAAUUUGUGGUUAAGAGGUGGUGAGAUAAGAAGUGGAACGUGACAUCUUUGCCAGUUGUCAAGAAGAAUCCAAGCAGGUAUUGGCUUAGUUGUAAGGGCUUUAGGAUCAGGCUGAAUAUGAGGACAAAAGUGGCCCACGUUAAAAUCUGCAGAGAUCAAUCUGGAGGCUUCUGUUUCUACAUUCUGCCACGAGAGCUAGGUCCUUGCUCUUUUCUUUAGAUUGAAAGUCUGUCUCUGAACACAAUUAUUUGUAAAAGUUAGUUAGAAGUUCUUUUUAAAUCAUUAAAAGAGGCUUGCUGAAGGAUA
Messenger RNA from Symphalangus syndactylus (siamang), 4518 nucleotides. It is a transcript of the gene IL17D, whose product is annotated as interleukin 17D. NCBI's taxonomy places the organism in Eukaryota, Metazoa, Chordata, Mammalia, Primates, Hylobatidae. Gene Ontology annotation, cellular component: extracellular region. Gene Ontology annotation, biological process: inflammatory response. The record is from RefSeq and is a predicted model, not a curated record. Gene Ontology annotation, molecular function: cytokine activity.